AUGCCAAAACCUUCGCAAGAAAACUACGUCCCCAGUCACAAGGAAUUUAUCGUCGAAUUUGUUCCAGGGGAAUACCGGUCUUCAUUGAGAACCCGACAGGCGUUCAAGAAGGGCGAGGUUAUGGCUCCGUUGAGGGGCCUCACCAGAGGGCCCAAGCGAUACACCUCUGUUCAAUGCGGGAAAGGGCCUGAUGAUCACAUCGAACUGAAUAGCGAUCUCGUAUACAUCAAUCAUUCAUGCGACCCCAACGUCGCGUUCGAUCUAUCCUCCCGCGAUCCUAGCCAAUGGCAUCUCCGAGCAUUGAAGGAUAUCAAAGCCGGCGAAACACUCGGGUUCUUCUACCCCAGCACUGAGUGGGAUAUGGACCAGCCCUUCAAGUGUGAAUGCAAUGCCCGAUCCUGUCUUGGGACAGUCGCGGGAGCGAAAUACCUCUCCAAAACGGAGCUCCUGGCACAUGGAUUUGUGAACAAGUACAUCCUCGAACUCGCCGCUGAACGGGACGGAGAGGCGAAGCUACAGAGCCGCCUGUAG
Molecule: messenger RNA, 531 nt
Organism: Coprinopsis cinerea okayama7#130
Lineage: Eukaryota; Fungi; Basidiomycota; Agaricomycetes; Agaricales; Psathyrellaceae
Exons: 5
Coding region: 1-531 (176 amino acids)
Molecular function (GO): protein binding
Source: RefSeq, a predicted model, not a curated record